Spea bombifrons (plains spadefoot toad) is the source of this 6804-nucleotide messenger RNA. It is a transcript of the gene ALPK3, whose product is annotated as alpha kinase 3. Lineage: Eukaryota; Metazoa; Chordata; Amphibia; Anura; Pelobatidae. The record is from RefSeq and is a predicted model, not a curated record. The transcript is spliced from 16 exons. Gene Ontology annotation, molecular function: protein serine/threonine kinase activity; ATP binding. Gene Ontology annotation, biological process: protein phosphorylation; cardiac muscle cell development. Bases 280 to 5763 code for a protein of 1827 amino acids. Gene Ontology annotation, cellular component: nucleus.
UGGGCAGCUUGUGCUGUGAGUGACAGCUGCUCCUGGGGACUUGGCUGGGGGCAGACAAGAAUCAGUUCAGACAGAAGGAUAGGCAAACACACAAUAUUUACCCACAUCCACUGGAGUUCAUCUACUUUCCUUGUCAAAGGAGCUGAUGAUCUACUCUUUCUGCAAGGUUCUGCGCCCCAGGGAUAGACGUGCAGCAUCUUCUUACACCUCUGUAUAGAAGUCGCAGGCGGCUGAGUCAUUAGUUGACCAAACAGAGGAACAUAAAGAAAAGGAUAAAUAAUGGGCACGCGAAGACCCAUGAGCCGCAUUGCCAAUGGAAAUGGCAGGUAUUAUGACUCCCUUGGGAGCAGCAAUGGAAGUGCAAGUGAAAGUGAAGACAGUAAUGGGUCCGUGUAUAGUCCACGGGCAGACAGUCGGAGUUACUUGCUGAACGUCAGGCCUGAGAACAGUCGCUCCAGCACCAGUCGGUACUCGCAAUACACAUCUGGAAGGACCACAUUUUGCAACAUUAUCUCCCAGCUGACUGAGGAGACACAGCCAUGUUUUGAGACAACGUUGAAAGCCAGGGCUGUGUCUGAGGGAUGUGAUGCUAAAUUUAUCUGCAUGGUUACAGGAUAUCCAGAGCCUGAGGUUACCUGGUAUAAAGAUGAUGCAGAAAUGGAUCGCUAUUGUGGCUUGCCAAAAUACGAAAUUAUCCGUAAUGGAAAACGCCACUCCUUACACAUUUACAAGUGCAGUGAAGAAGAUGCUGCUAUUUAUCAAGCGUCAGCCAGAAACAACAAAGGUAUAGUGUCCUGUUCUGGUGUGCUUGAGGUUGGAACCAUGACAGAGUAUAAAAUACAUCAAAGGUGGUUUGCAAAGCUCAAGAGAAAAGCUGAAGUCAAGAUGCGUGAAAUUGAGCAAAGCAGGAGAAAGGUAAAAGAAAACUUGGAAGAAGGAGAAAGACUAAGGACUCUGAGCCCUGAAAGGAUUCAGAGAAAGAGAAGGUUUUCAUCAGAAAAUAAAGAUACAUCGCCUUUGUCAUUGGACAAGGAAGAAGUAAUCAAGGUCCACAUUCCAGAUCCAAACUCCAGGUUGCAAGAGGUCAAACCCAAUGCAACAGAGCAAGCACAUAAUGUGGUCAAUGGCCUCACAAUGGUAGAUACUCCACAAAGUGAAGAGGUGACUACCAAUGGUUUUGCACCACAUCAGAAUAUUGAUGAACAUGGUAAAGACUUCCUUGCUUAUGUAUAUGAAACAAUGGAGGUCAUGACCAAGAAGCCAAUGCCAAAGGAGUCUUAUGCAAAAAAGAAGAAAAAAGAGGAAGAGUCUCCUUCUGUACCUAUAGUUGACUCAAAAAGAGAAGAACCAUCAUUAGGAAGCAGCCCAAAAAAAGUUGAGAGCACUGGUCCUACCACAAGGAGGUCACGCUUUGGAAAAGAUAACACUAAAACAUCAAUGGAGGAGAAAAUGGAGGUUCAGCCUGCACCUGUGAUAUCAAAUCGAAGAUUUGCUAAUUCCAGCACAUCUAAUAAAUUUAGUAAAACAAUUGUGGGGAAUGAUUCAAAGAAGCUUAAAGAGGUUGUUGUUCCCCCAGGCAAAGGAGCUGAUUCCUCUAGCACAAAACAAGACCUUGAACAGCCAAAGGGGGAAGUCAGCUUUUCACUGAAGGAUAUGUAUUUUGGUGAUGGUGUGCCAUUGCCAGUGGCAGAAGGGAAGGUUGCAUCAACCUUUGAAAAGGAUAGCAAUACAAAGACUGUGAAAGAACCCAUUAAAUAUGAGAGACAUGCAAAAAUUUCACCACAAGGGCAAGUGAAAGAGGUACCCAAAGCAGCACCACGACGCUCCAAGGAACAAAAAGACCAAACUGUUGGAAGUAAGCAAUCAACAACCCUGAGUGCAAAAACUGAUGUUUUAGCUCCUGAGUCAACCUUAGGAAAUCAGAAGAUGCAGGACACUAAGCCAACCUGUGACACCCAGCAGUCAAGGGCAGUUGAAAAGGUCCCACAGCCCACAAGUCAUUCAGAGUCAGCCUCUGUUUUACAAAUUACUGAACAGCCUCUAUCAAAAAAUGACCAGUCAGAAUUGCUUCCAACUGCUAGUUUGCCUGCAGAACUCUCUGCUAUUGCUGUAGAAGCAAAAUCUCCAAUUCUUGGGGAACCAGAAAAAAUCACUGAUGAACCGUUGGAAAAAAACAAUGCCAAAAUAUCCUCAGAAGACUCUUCUGAAGCAAAGGCACGUACGGAGACACUACAGAAGCUGAAGCAUUUGGAGAUGGAAUAUAUGGCUUUACAGAAAGCAUAUGGUCUCCUGCAGCAACAGCUUGAACACAGUCAGAAAGAAGAACAAAAAAAAAGAGAACUUCCUGUCUCUUCAGGGGCCUUAAUACAUAACCCAGUAAUCAACCCUGAAGCUCAGAAAAACAUAGAUGACAAGGAGAGUAUGAUUAAGUGUCCCAGUUCACCAGUACCUGUAUACAUGGAGACAGAAGAGACCCUAAAAUUAGAGGAGAUACCCAUCGUGGAUACUGUAAUGCAAGAUGAGCAAGAAGGAGCUCCUCAAAUGUUUACAAGGGAGGUUCCAUCUCCCAGACCACUGCAGUCUCCAGUAACCUUCAUGGAGUGUAAUGCAAGAGAAGGAGCUAAUGUUCACAAUUAUCAAGUAGAUGAAACUAAUUUGGAGGAAAGAAAUACAUUGCAGACUAAAACGCUUCAGACAGAAACCAUGGUGGAUGCUGGUGAAGCUCACCAACCUGAUGAACAGAUACUAAAACCUACUGAGGUCACAAGGGGCGCUAUUGUACCAGCUACACCUAUCUCCAGUGAGGUAGAUAUGUCAGAAGAAGUAAGGCACUUUCAAGGCAUGGCUGCACCUAAGGUGGAACAAGCUUCAGACAGUCACAGAGGUGUUGAAGUAACUUUGGUAGGCACAACUGCUGGUUCCUCCAAUGAAACUACCAGUACAUCAGGGAUGCUGGAUGAUGUGACUCCUAUAGAAAAAGAAAAGAGUUUGACAAAUCCCAAUGCAGUACUAACUGGUACAUCAGUAGACACAGGAGCUCAGGAAAUGAGCCAUUCCAAAAAUAUACUGGAUACUGAUCUUCCAGAAGAAAUUUUAUCUGAAGAUGUAACAGCAAGUGAUAAUCAGUCAGUAGCCACUCUUCUUCGAGAUGUUAAGAAAGCUUUGGAAUCAGGUGCAACCAUUGAUAUUACAUCAUCUUCAGAUACCAGUCCUAGUUCUGCUGGCUCACCAAUGAUCAUACCACCCACCGAGGACUAUUUUGAAGCAGAAUCAUUGUCACUGGCACCCGAGGAAGAGAAAAAUAUCAGUGGAGAUAACAUGGCACCAGAAAUGAAAAACAUAGCUAAAACACCCAAUAUUGAGCCUGAUGCCCUUACUUUUCCAGAAAAAUAUACAGAGGAAACAGUAAAAGAUGAUCACGUGUCAAAACAACAAGGCAAACAGGAUCACAGUUUAGUAACCUCUUUGAAGAAUUCUUUGUUGAAGUUGUUGCAUAUGAAAACAGAUGAAGAUGAUAAACAGGUUACCAAAGAUAGCAACAAGGUGGGUGGUUCUCGACCUGAUUCCCCUGGAGACAUAUGUUCACCAGAAGGAAGCCUAAGCCCCUCAGGUUCUAGAAAAAUCUUUGAAUUGGUGAAAGACAGCGACUCCACUCAGAGUCCAGUUAGCAUGCAUUCGACUUCCACCUCUGGGAAAUUGACACCAAUGUCAGAAGAAGACAUAGUUCAAAAUGAUGAUUCUUUGCAAACAAGUCCUACUGUACCUAGAAAGACACAUAAGAUAUUCAGAAAAGAGGUGGCACAGGUGGAAAGUGCCCCAUUGAGUCCAGUCAUUACUAAGAGGAAUUCAAAGGCCACACUUAUUGAACCAUUAUUGAGCAAAGAUGAUUUGAGCCUCACUUCAUCCACUUCAAGAAAGAUAGCUGCCAAGAUGGCAUCUGAUACUGACUUUGCUUCUACCCUAUCAGUACCUUCUAUAGUGGUUGGCAGUUUACCUGCUGAAAAAACCCUUGGAAGCAUGUUCUUUGAUUUACAUGCAGACAGCAAUCGCAAAUGGAAGUCAACAGAAAACGUGUCUUUGAUUCCUUCUGCAACGCCAGAGGAGUUGGCUUCCGGGGCACGGCGAAAGAUAUACCUUCUUAAGUCAAAGCAAUUGGAUGAUGCAGAGACUGCCAGCACAGGUUCACUUACUCCUCCUUCUAAAAAAGAAACCCCCAAUGUGUCCCCAGGACUAUCCAGAAAAGGUAGCGCUCUCUUGACCUCUCAGUCUCCUCCAGUGGAAAGACGUUCCCCAGGUAUGGCACGUAAAAUGGCAAUGCUGGAAGUGCCAAAAAUAUAUGAAGAAGCUGUAGAAAAGGACAAAUCCUCUGAAGAGCGCUUUCUACAAAAUAAAGAUUCUGACAGUUCACGUAAAGAGGAUGUACAGCCAACAGAAACUAAAAAAAUUAAUGAUCCCUAUAAAGCUCCACAGGUGAUACGGAAGAUACGAGCAGAGCAAUUUUCUGACGCAUCUGGAAAUUUGAAACUCUGGUGCCAGUUUUUUAAUGUUUUAAGUGACUCAUGUAUAACAUGGUAUAAAGAUGAAGUUCCAGUAGCAAGAGUAAAGAGAUGUGCUGGUGAUGAAAGUCAGGUGGCCCUUGCAAUUGUGCAAGCAUCUGCUAAGGACUGUGGCGUUUAUCAAUGCACUAUUGAAAAUGAGUACGGGACAGACUCAACAGAUUGUCUUCUAAGCUCAGAGAUUUUGUCUGGAUUCAUUUCCAAAGAGGAAAUUGAAGUUGGGGAAGAAAUAGAGAUGACGCCCAUGGUUUUUGCAAAAGGAUUAGCUGAUUCUGGCUAUUGGGGAGACAAGUUUUUUGGAAGGAUAGUGAUGGAGGACGCACAUGUUGGAAACGGGUUUCUAAGGAAGUCUUCUAGAGUGAAGGUUAUUUAUGGACUGGAACCAAUGUUUGAAUCAGGAAAAACCUCUAUUAUAAAGAUCAGAAACCUCAUCACAUUUGGGACCAAGAAUGAAAGCACUUUGGUGGAGAAGAAUUAUGAGAUAACCAUUCAGGAUUGUAAGAUACAGAACACAACCAGAGAAUACUGCAAAAUAUUUGCAUCUGAGUGCAAAGCACUACCAAACUUUGGGCAGCUUCUGGAGGUACUGCCUCUUAAUCUAAUUUAUAGACCUGCCAACAAUAUCCCUUAUGCCACCAUAGAGGAUGAUCUGGAAGGACACUUUACAAAGUACUGUAUCCAAGAUAUUACUGGUAAACUACAUCAUAAGAAUAUAUCAGAGAUAGGGCAAAAAUGCUGCACCUUCCAGCACUGGGUGUACCAAUGGACCAACGGGAAUUUCCUGGUGACUAAUCUAGAAGGUGUUGGGUGGAAACUAACAAAUAUUGGAAUUGCUACAAAGUCUAAGGGGUAUCAGGGUCUAAAAGAGAGCUGCUGUCCUGCAGUGCUUGAAGAAUUUGUAUCAGGUCAUCAAUGCAAUAAUUACUGUGACAUGCUUGACCUAAAGCCUUUAAAAGCAAUUGAAGGACUCCAACCUCCAUCCAAGCCAAAGGGCUCCAAGAGUCCUUCCAUGGGAAGAAAAACCGGGUCAGCUCAGUCCAGUCCCCAGAUCCAGAAAAAGGGAUUGUCAAGCCCACAGAGUAGUAGAAAAGGUGGGGUCAGUCCUAAAGCUAUACGGAAGGCCACAGAGCUUGGAGACACACAGUCAGCUUCCAGAACCAAAGGCAGUGAUGAGUCAACACCAGCAAAACCACCGGCACAGAAAUAGAUCUUAUCUUCUAACCAAUCUAUACAUGCCCGGAAAUAACUUUUUUUUAACCAAUAACCAUUUCUCUAACAAGGAAGCACCCAAAUUAUGUCCAUUUUACAACAAUGAGGUACAGAGAUAUCCAAACUAUAUUAUGCACAGAGAAUACUGGAAACGUAAGUGAACAAAAAAGUGAAACACGUAGGCUGUUGUCGGCUGAGUGUACUGAAUUACCUUUUUUUGAACAAGAUGAAACAUUAAGAUGCCUUAACUCCAAGCGCCAACAAAAGCAUGGACGAUACUUAGACAUUUAAUCUUGAUGAAUGCUGGCAUAUUAUCUACAAUACAUGAACUGCUACAGAAGAAACACAGAAUGGAUUUUAAGCAGGUUUAGUCCAUAAGAAAUAAAAUAAACAGUAAAGAGUCAGGGUAGAGACAGUGGGGAAACCAAUGCAUUCAUUGGGUACAGGAGAAUUAAUAAAAAGUAGAUGGAAUUCCAGUCACUUUUGAAGAAUUGGGUUUGCGUGGUCUAACAGCAAAACAAUAUUUUGGAGUUUAAAUUUACAUGCAAGAAUACUAGAAGUUGAAUUUAAAUUGAAACCAUUUUGGUACUCUGUUCCAAAAUGUAAUUUGAAAACUACAGGGUUGACAAUCACAGGUUAAGCUUUAUAGGAAUUUAAUUGCUUCACAUAAAACUGUUUAUGUCAGUAACAAACAUUGAAACCAUGUUUAUGUAAAAUAUAACAAAGGCAAUGUUUUUAUGAUGCUUUCUCUGCCCUUAUACAGGUAAUGUAGCACAAACAUGGUCAUCACUUCUACAAAUGUGUUCAAAUCCUUGCUCUUUGACUAAGUCCUAAAAUAGAAUACCCUGCCAUGCUAGAACAUGUAUGCGACUUGCAAUGCAAUGUACAGUUAACUAGCAGCAAUGGCUGUUAGAACCACAUUAUGUUCUUUAGUAAUGUACUGUAUAUUAAACUUUUCUCAGGAGCAUGCAUGUUCUGUUAUGCACCAGCACUUUGGUUUAUGUUUUAGUGAGAGUUUUAAUGAACUAUAUUUAACAAG